UUUUCACUUCCAACUUUCUCACUUACUGAAAACUAUUUCUGUCUCUUGAGAUUCCCGUGUUCUCUUUUCGUGGUGUUGUAUAUUUCUUUUUUUUCUUGCAAUGGCGGAAGAAAUUGCACCAGAGCAUCAGGAUCGAGGACUGUUUGGUUUGUUUGGGAAGAAGAAAGAAGAAGAGACACAUCAGCAGCAUGACAAUGCUGUGGAUCCACAUGUACAAGGACAUGUGGCAGGUGUAGCUGCACAUGAGCAAGGACACGUAGGCGAGAUUCAUGCUACCCCUGCAUCUCAUGGUCAUGUAGACGAGGUUCACCCUAACCCUGCAUCUCAUGGUCAUGUGGGUGUAGGUGAACCUCACCCUGUGUUUGGUCAUGUGACUACCCCUGCAUCUCAUGGUCAUGUAGACGAGGUUCACCCUACCCCUGCGUCUCAUGGUCAUGUGGGUGUAGGUGAACCUCACCCUGUGUUUGGUCAUGUGACUACCCCUGCAUCUCAUGUUCAUGUAGACGAGGUUCACCCUACCCCCGCGUCUCAUGGUCAUGUGGGUGUAGGUGAACCUCACCCUGUGUUUGGUCAUGUGACUGAGGCUCAUCUUACGCCUGUAUCACAUGAUCAUGUAGGUAUAGGUGAGCCUCAUCCUGUGUAUGGCCAUGUGGUCGAGGCUCACCCUGUGCCUGUGUCUCAUGGCCAUGUGGAGGAGGGCAAGCUCCAUGGCAAAGGUGAAGAGAAGAAACAUGAAGGGGGCCUCAUGGCAAAGCUGCAUCGAUCUAACAGCUCUUCUUCCAGCUCUUCUAGCGACGAGGAAGAAGGUGAAAAAGGAGAGAAGAAGAAAAAGAAGGGUGGAUUGAAAGACAAGUUAAGGCUUCACGGACGCCAUGAGAAGAAAGAGGAAGAUUAUGGUCAUGACAAGGCUGAAGAAGAGGGAGAAAAGAAGGGCCUGAUGGAAAAGAUCAAAGAGAAGCUUCCUGGACACCACAAAGAGGAAGAAAAAGAGCAUUAAAAAGCAACUGGUUUUUUGGGUGCUUUCAUCUUAUAUUGUGUGUGGCUAUGAGUGUUUACCCAUUUUCUGGUUUGAAGCAUACUCUGUAUUGUAUGCAUGCUGUGUUUGACUUCUAUAUAUUAUAAGAAUGUAAUGGUGGUUGUUCCUUUUUGUAA
Messenger RNA from Cryptomeria japonica (Japanese cedar), 1152 nucleotides. Its product is annotated as dehydrin Rab25-like. Gene Ontology annotation, biological process: response to water. The transcript has 2 exons. The record is from RefSeq and is a predicted model, not a curated record. Lineage: Eukaryota; Viridiplantae; Streptophyta; Pinopsida; Cupressales; Cupressaceae. Bases 101 to 997 code for a protein of 298 amino acids.